This is a messenger RNA of Glarea lozoyensis ATCC 20868, 5577 nucleotides long. Its product is annotated as Thiolase-like protein. NCBI's taxonomy places the organism in Eukaryota, Fungi, Ascomycota, Leotiomycetes, Helotiales, Helotiaceae. Gene Ontology annotation, molecular function: holo-[acyl-carrier-protein] synthase activity; 3-oxoacyl-[acyl-carrier-protein] synthase activity; magnesium ion binding. The transcript is spliced from 3 exons. The record is from RefSeq and is a predicted model, not a curated record. The coding region runs from base 1 to 5577 and encodes 1858 amino acids. Gene Ontology annotation, biological process: long-chain fatty acid biosynthetic process. Gene Ontology annotation, cellular component: fatty acid synthase complex.
AUGCGUCCAGAGGUUGAGCAAGAGCUCGCCCACACUCUCCUUGUAGAGCUUUUGGCAUAUCAAUUCGCUUCACCCGUGAGAUGGAUUGAAACACAAGAUGUCAUUCUGGCAGAAAAGACAACGGAAAGGAUUGUGGAAAUCGGUCCUGCAGAUACCUUGGGUGUGAUGGCGAAGAGGACCCUGGCCUCGAAAUACGAAGCACACGAUGCCGCAAAAUCCGUGGAACGUUCAAUUCUCUGCUACAACAAGGACGCCAAGGAGAUUUACUACGAUGUUGACCCAGUCGAGGACGAGCCGGCGCCAGCGGCACCUACAAGUGCUCCAGCAACAUCUGCGCCAGCUUCUGGCUCGGCCCCGGCUGCUGCUGCCCCUCCACCAUCAAGUGCAGGUCCAGCAGUGCAAGUACCAGACGCUCCAGUGGGAGCGAUUGACAUUGUACGAGCGUUAAUUGCUCAGAAAUUGAAGAAGCCUCUCAUGGAGAUCCCAUUGAGUAAGGCUAUCAAGGAUCUUGUCGGUGGUAAAUCAACUCUUCAAAAUGAAAUUCUGGGAGAUUUAGGCAAGGAGUUCGGGUCAACACCAGAAAAACCAGAAGAUACUCCUCUCGACGAGCUAGGGGCCUCCAUGCAGGCGACGUUCAAUGGCCAACUCGGAAAGCAGUCUUCUUCCCUUAUCGCUCGUCUGAUUUCCUCAAAGAUGCCGGGAGGUUUCAAUAUUACAACUGCGCGGAAAUACUUGGAAACCAGAUGGGGUUUGGCAUCGGGUCGACAGGACGGUGUCUUGCUUUUGGCUCUGACUAUGGAGCCUCCAGCUCGUCUGGGCUCUGAAAAUGAUGCAAAGGCUUUCCUUGACAGCGUUUCCCAGGCAUAUGCAACAAAUGCUGGAAUCAGCUUGUCUGCACCUGCUGCUGGCGGCGAUACAGGUGGAGGCGGUGGUGGAAUGAUGAUGGACCCUGCCGCGAUCGACGCUUUGACUAAAGACCAGCGGGCUCUUUUCAAACAACAGCUAGAGUUGUUUGCCAGGUACUUGAAGAUGGAUCUUCGCGCGGGCGAGAAGGCGUUCAUUGGCUCUCAGCAGUCAUCACAAGCUCUCCAGGCACAGUUGGAUCUUUGGAAUGUUGAACAUGGAGAUUUCUACGCUGCGGGUAUUGAGCCGGUUUUCAGCUCGCUCAAAGCCCGAGUAUACGACUCGUCAUGGAAUUGGGCCCGUCAAGAUGCUCUUACCAUGUAUUACGACAUCAUUUUCGGACGUUUACAGGCUGUGGAUCGUGAGAUUGUCAGCCAGUGUAUCCGCAUCAUGAACCGAUCCAACCCAACCCUCCUCGAUUUCAUGCAGUAUCAUAUCGACAAUUGCCCAACCGAACGGGGCGAGACAUACAAGCUAGCGAAGGAGCUUGGUCAACAGCUUAUUGAGAACUGCAAAGACACAUUGAACGUAGCGCCAUGUUACAAGGAUGUCGCGGUUCCUACCGGACCUCACACUACGAUCGAUGCACGCGGCAACAUGGAUUAUGCAGAAAUUCCCCGAACCAGUGUCCGAAAGCUUGAGCACUAUGUAAAGGAGAUGGCUGAAGGUGGAAAGAUCUCCGAAUAUGGUAACCGGACCAAGGUCCAGAACGAUCUGAGCCGCAUCUACAAACUCAUCAAACAACAACAUAAACUCUCAAAAUCUUCUCAACUUCAGAUCAAGUCUCUUUACGGGGAUGUCAUCCGAUCGCUGGCGAUGAACGAAGGCCAAAUCAUGCCAAAGGAGAAUGCGAAUGGCAAAAUUAAUGGUGCCAAGAAGGCCACGCCACGUGCAAACCCACCUACCAAAACCGGAAAGGUUGAGACUAUUCCCUUUUUACAUCUGAAGAGAAAAGAUGAGCACGGAUGGGAGUACAGCAAGAAGCUCACCGGUAUUUACCUCGAUGGCCUGGAGUCAGCAGCCAAAUCUGGCGUCACUUUCCAGGGCAAAAAUGCUUUGAUGACUGGUGCUGGAGCCGGAUCAAUUGGUGCAGAAGUCUUGCAAGGUUUGAUCAGUGGUGGCGCAAAGGUUGUUGUCACUACCAGCAGAUUUUCGCGUGAAGUCACCGAGUAUUAUCAGUCGAUGUAUGCUCGAUAUGGUUCUCGGGGUUCGCAGCUCAUCGUUGUGCCUUUCAAUCAAGGUAGCAAGCAGGAUGUUGAAGCGCUCGUCGAAUAUGUCUACGACACCAAGAAGGGACUUGGUUGGGAUCUGGAUUUCAUCAUCCCCUUCGCUGCCAUUCCUGAAAAUGGCCGCGAGAUCGAUAGUAUCGAUUCCAAGUCUGAACUUGCUCACCGCAUCAUGUUGACCAAUCUCCUCCGACUCCUUGGGUGUAUUAAAUCCCAAAAGGCUGAACGUGGAUUUGAGACUCGCCCAGCUCAGGUUGUCUUACCUCUAUCACCUAACCACGGUACAUUUGGUAACGAUGGUCUUUACUCUGAGUCCAAGUUGGCUCUGGAGACUCUGUUCAACAGAUGGCAUUCUGAGAGCUGGGGUAACUUUCUCACUAUUUGCGGUGCUGUUAUCGGCUGGACUCGUGGAACUGGUCUCAUGUCUGGCAACAACAUUGUCGCUGAAGGCGUUGAAGCUUACGGUGUUCGAACUUUCUCCCAGCAGGAGAUGGCCUUUAACUUGCUUGGCCUUAUGUCACCAACUAUCGUUGAUCUUUGCCAAGGCGAACCUGUCUUCGCUGAUCUCAAUGGUGGACUGCAAUUCAUUCCAGAUCUCAAGGAUCUCAUGACCAAAUUACGAAAAGACAUCAUGGAGACAAGUGAGGUCCGUUCAGCUGUCACAAAAGAGACUGCCAUUGAGAACAAGGUUGUCAACGGCGAAGACAGUGAGGCGCUGUACAAGAAAGUCAGCAUCGAACCUCGCGCCAACAUCAAGUUUGACUUCCCGACAUUGCCAGACUGGAAGAAGGAGGUCGAGCCAUUGAACGAGAACCUGAAGGGGAUGGUUGAUCUCGAGAAGGUCGUCGUUGUUACAGGUUUCGCAGAAGUAGGACCUUGGGGCAACUCCCGUACCCGAUGGGAAAUGGAAGCCUAUGGAAAAUUCUCUCUUGAAGGCUGUGUCGAAAUGGCCUGGAUUAUGGGUCUCAUCAAGAAUCACAACGGUCCAAUCAAGGGUAAACAGUAUGCUGGCUGGGUUGAUGCUAAAACCGGCGACCCAGUGGAUGACAAGGACAUCAAGGGCAAAUACGAGAAGCACAUUCUCGAGCACUCAGGCAUCCGCUUGAUCGAGCCCGAACUCUUCAAAGGCUACGAUCCAAACAAGAAGCAACUUCUUCAGGAAGUCGUGAUCCAAGAGGACCUCGAGCCCUUUGAGACAUCCAAGGAGACCGCAGAGGAAUUCAGACGUGAGCACGGCGAAAAGGCUGAAAUCUUCGAGAUCCCUGAGUCAGGCGAGUACAUUGUUCGCAUGAAGAAGGGCGCUACCCUCAUGAUCCCUAAGGCACUCAAAUUUGAUCGUCUUGUCGCAGGCCAAAUUCCAACAGGUUGGGAUGCUAAAAAGUAUGGUAUCCCAGACGACAUCAUCUCGCAGGUUGACCCAGUCACCCUUUUCGUGCUGGUGUGCACUGUUGAGUCACUCCUCGCUGCUGGUAUCACUGAUCCUUACGAAUUUUACAAAUAUGUCCAUAUCUCUGAGGUUGGAAACUGCAUCGGUUCCGGUAUUGGUGGUACAAACGCUCUCAGGGGUAUGUACAAGGAUCGUUACCUUGACAAGCCUUUGCAGAAAGAUAUUCUUCAGGAGUCUUUUAUCAACACCAUGUCGGCUUGGGUCAAUAUGUUGUUGAUAUCCUCUACUGGUCCUAUCAAGACUCCCGUCGGUGCUUGCGCUACAUCUGUUGAAUCGGUUGAUAUCGGAUAUGAGACCAUCUUGGAGGGUAAGGCUCGUGUCUGCUUCGUUGGUGGAUUUGAUGACUUCCAAGAGGAAGGUUCUUAUGAAUUCGCCAACAUGAAGGCUACUAGCAACGCUGUCGAUGAGUUUGCCCAUGGUCGUACACCAAAGGAAAUGUCGAGACCAACCACCACCACCCGAAACGGGUUCAUGGAAUCUCAGGGAUGUGGUAUUCAAGUCAUCAUGACUGCCAGACUUGCUCUCGACAUGGGUGUCCCAAUCUACGGUAUCCUUGGUCUCACCACAACCGCCACUGAUAAGAUUGGUCGAUCUGUUCCAGCUCCUGGUCAAGGUGUUCUCACGACAGCUCGUGAGAAUCCGGGCAAGUUCCCAUCUCCUCUGCUCGACAUCAAGUACCGUCGCCGUCAAAUUGAGCUUCGAAAGAAGAACAUCAAGCAAUGGCAAGAAUCAGAACUUGAGUACCUCCACGAAGAGGUUGCGGCCAUGAAGGCGCAAGGCGGUGACUUUAAUGAGUCUGAAUAUGCUCAGGAGCGUGCGGCCCACAUUAAGAGCGAGGCAGCAAGACAAGAACGUGAGGUCCUCUACAGUCUUGGAAACGCUUUCUGGAAGCAAGACUCCACCAUCGCUCCUCUACGUGGUGCUCUCGCCACCUGGGGUCUUACCAUCGACGACCUUGAUGUUGCUUCUUUCCACGGUACCUCCACUGUUGCCAACGACAAAAACGAGUCGUCUGUCAUCUGCCAACAACUCAAACACUUGGGCAGGAAGAAGGGUAAUGCAGUCAUGGGUAUUUUCCAGAAAUAUCUUACUGGUCAUCCAAAGGGUGCUGCGGGUGCCUGGAUGUUCAAUGGGUGUUUGCAAGUUCUUAACAGCGGUCUUGUUCCUGGUAAUCGAAAUGCUGACAACGUCGAUCAAGUCAUGGAGCAAUUCGAUUACAUUGUCUACCCAAGCAAGAGUAUUCAAACCGAUGGUGUUAAGGCUUUCUCCGUUACCUCUUUCGGUUUCGGUCAAAAGGGCGCUCAAGCAAUCGGUAUUCAUCCUAAGUAUUUGUUCGCUACCCUUGACGAGGCAACUUACAAAGCCUAUGCCGCCAAGGUAGACAUUAGACAGAAGAAGGCCUACCGAUACUUCCACAAUGGAAUGAUCAACAACACUUUGUUUGUCGCCAAGAACAAUUCGCCAUACACCGAUGCUCAACAAGGUGCGGUCUUCUUGAACCCAGAUGCCCGUGUAUCCACAGACAAGAAGACCGCUGAGCUAACCUAUGCUCCCAACUUCGCCAAAAACAUCUCCGACAAGGCCGCCAGCACUAAACAGAUGGUCGAGUCUUUGGCUAAAGGUGCUGCCACCGCAGGAAACAAAGUUGGCGUAGAUGUUGAAGACAUAUCUGCGAUCAACAUCGACAAUGAUACAUUCCUCGACCGAAAUUUCACAGACAAGGAGCAGGAGUACUGCCUCAAGGCUCCAUCUCCUCAAGCAUCAUUUGCAGGUAAAUGGAGUGCAAAGGAAGCUGUUUUCAAAUCCCUUGGUGUUUCAAGCAAGGGCGCAGGAGCUCCUUUGAAAGACAUUGAGAUCACCAACAACGAGAAGGGUGCUCCAAUUGUUUCGCUCCACGGUGAAGCCGCCGCUGCAGCAAAGAAAGCUGGAGUCAAAGAGAUUAGCAUAUCCAUCUCACAUUCUGAUAGCCAAGCGAUCGCCAUUGCCGUUUCUACGUUCUGA